GCCGCGAGACAACGCCGUCCUUCUGCUUACUCGCACGCGACCGCGAACGUCGUCGGCAAGCCGCGGCACGUGAACGCGAUCCACUUACUUCCUUCCUUCGCCGACAAGUGUCAACUCGGAUCAAAUCGGAACGCGACUUUAUCUAUUUCUCUUCUAGAAAUACUCUAACGCGAAGGACAUUUUUUUUUUCAAUUUCUUUUCUACCGUCAGUGACAUUUUUCGUUUUCGUCUUUUGUCGGGGUGUGUCAUCGAAGAUCAAAGAACAGUGGAAUGACGGUAGUGGAUGGACACGGCGGUGUCGCCGUAACGAGCCACAGGUAGCAGCGAGUCCUUACUAGCUCAUCGACUUUUUACCACCCUACCACUCGGCCAGUUCUAUUUCUGGAGAAUAAACAACGUGCCUUCAUCGAAAGUGAAAUCGACCGUACAAGUUAGUGACAAAGAAGAAAAUGUGGCGAGUGGUGGUCGCGCGAUCGGACGAGAACAGCACUCUGCUGUCGUCGGAGAUCGCCUCUGGUCCGGUCGGAUCUGGUCACAUCUCCAGUCUACCCGGACCGCCUUCCGGUCACCACUGGGGUUAUCCGCCGCCCCCUCAUCCCUCUUAUCAACCGCAACACCCCGACGUGCGACAUCAUCAUGACAUGCGUCCACCACCGCACGACCUUCGACAUCCGGCGAGCGUCGGUGAUCCGAGGAAUCAGGAAAUCAGAAGUCACGAGAUGCACAGGCCGGAUCUGAGGCAUCAGGCAGAGAUGCAGAGACACCAGGAGUUGCACAGGCCCGAGAUGGCCAGGCAUCAAGAUCUGACGGCCAUGAGGCCGGAUAUGACGACGGAUAUGAGAUCCGGUCACGAGUUUCCCGAUCUCAAGAUCGACGUUAAUCAAGACAGCGGGCAACAACAGCAACAGCAGCAACAACAAGCUACUCAACAAAGUCAAUCGCAUCAGCAGAGGAAUUUGAAAAGGGCUAUGAGCGAUUCCGAUUGCGACGACGUGUUCUCCGAAGAAAGUGGCAAAGAACCCUGCAAUUCGCCGGGAGGCGAUUCCUGUCAACACGCGUCGCGGAAGCGUCGGAGAGGGAUGAUCGAGAAGAAACGUCGCGACAGAAUAAACGCGUCCCUCGGGGAGCUGCGAAGAUUGGUACCCGCAGCGGCGAGAGAUCCUCACAGCGGUAAACUGGAGAAGGCGGAGAUUUUGCAGCUCACCGUCGAGCACCUACGAACACUUCGAAACAAAGGACCAGAGGGCUACGACAGCACGAAAUUGGCGAUGGAUUAUCACGCGGUUGGUUGGGGCGAGUGCGCUGCCGAAGUUGGACGGUAUCUGGUGACGAUGGAAGGUCUGGACGAGAGGGAUCCUCUGAGGUUACGAUUGCUCUCUCAUUUGCAAAGUUUCCAUCGCGAGCAUGCCCCGUCCGCGGUUCCGUCCUCCGUUCCACCGACCACCUUGACCUCCAGUACAUCGAGCAGCAGCUACGAACCGGCCAGCACCGUGUCCACCGGAAUGCCAGCUGGACCGGGAAGCAUGCCACCCCUUCUGGGAGGAAGCGCGCUCGGAUGGGGACAGUAUCCGGGACAGUAUCCUCAACAGCAACACGGGAAACCUUACAGGCCUUGGGGUGCCGAACUAGCCUAUUGACCGGCGAUCGAUCUUUAACUCUUUCGCUCGUAAUAAUCGCGAAUCGGUCAAUGGAACUUUAUAAAUAGUUUGUUUAUCGCUUAUUUCGACGCUCUCGAGGAAAUCUGAAUCUGCUAAUUCAGAGUUUGGCAAAUAAUAUUUUUAUUCCUCGAGCUUCGAACAAGCGAGAACGAGUGUAUUUUUUUACGUGUGAUACUACUAUAGUCGUACGAGUACCUAAUACAAAGAACGAAGAAUAUUUAUUUUUCUGCUCGACUGGAGAAAUCCAGCGAGCGAGUAACAUUGUACAGUGUAUAUAGUUAUUGUAUAUAGCCACGAAACGCGACGAUCAUUCCUCGUUGUAAUUUGUAUCUUUUGUAUUUAUCUUUAUUCUUUUGUAUCGAACGCAGUCUGAUGGUUUGUGAUUGAAAAAUUGAAGAAAUCGAAAAAAUGAAUAAAAACAAACGUCAAAGAAAUAGGAAUCGAAUGCGUGAUACAAGUGCCAUUAAACGUAUCAAGGGUAUACGUGUGAAGAGAAACGCUCAAAUGUUUUUGCAAUAAAAAAAUGACGCAAGCAAACUUUAUAGAUCUUUAUUAGAAAAUCCACGAUUUUCUUUGUAACUACUCUUCCUCCCCCUUCUCUCCACUGUCUGUCUGAAAAGAGAUUUAGCAGAUAUUUUCAACGUGGUCCGACGCGAACCAUUCUUAUGCAAAAGUUGAAACUUUGCAGCUUGCCGAGAUGAACUGUUCGUCGUAACGAAGAACAAAAACAAGCGUACCAGCUUCCCUUUCGCAUUGUACCAUGGCGAACCAGUUUUGCAACUCGUUAAAUCUCGCGUGAAAAAAAGAACGCUUUCGCAAUUAUGGAAAAAUAUCGCGAGACUGACGACGGUGCGGUGGGAACAAUUAGUAGCUGUAAGGUUUUUUUUUACGGAUAUUCAGGAAACCACGGGGAGCAAAACUAAUUCUUGAAAAGAGAAAGAGAAGGUACCGCCACGCUGGCCACGUGGCCAUUGUGUACCCUUAAUUCCCUUCUCGGACCCCAGCUUCGUUUACGAUAAUUGCGCGAACGCGUGUUCCGAGUUUUAUUAAAAUCUUACGAACAAAAAUAUGUGCAAUAUUUAUUGCGGACUAUCGCUACUUCCCUUUUCAAAGAAAAGUAAUUUUAUUUUCGUUUUGAUAUAUCUAAACAAGACCUCUGAUAAGCCAUAUAUUACCAUCAAUUUUCCCCGAUCGAUCGUGGCCAGUAGAGGUACUUUA
Messenger RNA from Osmia bicornis bicornis, 2876 nucleotides. RefSeq names its product hairy/enhancer-of-split related with YRPW motif protein-like (gene Hey). The transcript is spliced from 3 exons. Gene Ontology annotation, biological process: anterior/posterior pattern specification; regulation of neurogenesis; regulation of transcription by RNA polymerase II. Gene Ontology annotation, cellular component: nucleus. Lineage: Eukaryota; Metazoa; Arthropoda; Insecta; Hymenoptera; Megachilidae. Gene Ontology annotation, molecular function: protein dimerization activity; DNA-binding transcription factor activity, RNA polymerase II-specific; RNA polymerase II cis-regulatory region sequence-specific DNA binding. The record is from RefSeq and is a predicted model, not a curated record. The coding region runs from base 450 to 1637 and encodes 395 amino acids.